Messenger RNA from Salarias fasciatus (jewelled blenny), 2205 nucleotides. RefSeq lists its product as uncharacterized. The transcript is spliced from 7 exons. NCBI's taxonomy places the organism in Eukaryota, Metazoa, Chordata, Actinopteri, Blenniiformes, Blenniidae. The coding region runs from base 142 to 819 and encodes 225 amino acids. The record is from RefSeq and is a predicted model, not a curated record.
GGUUCCUCAAACUGGUGUUUUCCCGUCUCUCGUUCUGAAGCAGGAGUUGAUUCCAGCAGCUCCUCCCCCAGGAGGGAAACAGAAAGUGAAAGAAUUCAGAGAGGAAGACAAACACUCGUCCUGCUGUGAGAGACGGCAGACAUGGAGGACGGCUAUCAGCAGAUCGGAAGCGAGUCGGAGGAAGAAGUUCCAGCUUCUUGGAGGAAGUUCUCCAUCAUCCUGACAGGAAGAACAAACGGAGCUCAUCAGUCUGUUGUCAGAACCUUUAAAUCUGAGGGUCAAACUGAGGCGAGGUCUCCUGGAGACGCUGACUACUGUCUGGUUUUCUGUCCCGUCUCUUCUCGGGUCGGGACAGACGUCAGUGAGGCCAUGGACCAUCUUCCUGCUGGUAAAGACGCCGUUCUGGUGGUGAUGCAUCACACCUUCAAUCCUGAACAAGUGAUUCCUCCGAGCCGCAGAGUGGUGACAGACCAGAGAGUCCAGCUGACUCUGGACUGUCUGUUCCACCAGGACGAUCUGCUCAGCUGUAAACUCAACAGGAACAUGGAGAACGACAUCAGGAAGUUCUUCAGAGCCUCCCGGUCACAGGUAACAGAGUCACUGCUCUACUUUGAGGGUCGGGUCUCCGCUCCGCCGUCCGGACUCUUCCAGGCUCGGAGGACCAGGAUUCUCUUCAUCGUCGCAGGUAUGAUCCUUCUCCUCCUCAUCAUCAUCCUCCUGGCCAUCUUAAUUUUUCACCAGUCCGAUCCCCACCCUGGAGGGGAUCGGACAAACCAAACCGUCCAUCAAGCAGGAGCUGUGAGGACGUCGUCAGCUUAAUGACUGGAGGUUGAUCAGGUGAUGAUUGGUUGUAGCAGAGAGUCAUGAAGAGUAAGAACAUCUGGAUCCCAUCCUGUGAUGUUUGAAUGUAAAUUAAGAAGAUAAAAAAGAUUCCUUUUGACCGAGGCUCAUCUGUGGAAAUGACAUGUUUAAUUUAGUGUGACUGAUCACAUGACCUUCUGCUGGUUAAAACACUGCCUCCGUCUCCGUGGAAACGGGGCAACUUUUUUUUUAAAACACUCCGGCUGUUUCUCAGUUCUCAGUACAUAGGGUGACCAUACGUCCUCUUUUCCCCGGACAUGUCCUCUUUUUCCGUCCUGUCCGGGGCGUCCCGGCGGGUUUUUUAAAUUCAAGGAAAUGUCUGGGGUUCAUGUUUCUCAGCCCGUGAACGUAAACUGACCGGCGCUUUGCACACAGUACUGUGAUACUUUGUUGCACGACGUAAUUAUCGAGAGGCGUCUUGUGAGCCGAUCUGCGCCACGCACUCACACACACACACACACACACACACACACACACACACACACACACAAACACACACACACACACACACACACACACACACACACACACACACACACACACAGACGGAGCAGAGCAGACGGGGCUUCAGACAGCGUAGUGCUUCUUCUUCUUCUGUGGUGUUUAACGGCGGAUGGCACCAUGUCAACAGGCACAUUAGCGCCUCCUCUCGCUACAGAGUGGGAUCAGAGAACAAUCUAAAUUCUGUUUAUUAACCCCGUUAAUCCAAGGCAUGAGAUCAAUGCUUUCCGACUGUUUACAACACUGUUUAUGGAGAACUGAUGGAUUCCUUCUCUACUUAAUUCGACAGCGGAGAAAAAGCCUCAGCUUCAGAGCAGCUUCUCAGAUGAACUGCAAAAAAAAAAGUUCCAACAUACCGAGAUGAAAAAUAGAAUGUAGAAGAAAAGCAGGAUGAAGAAAACAAAGAUUAAAAGUAUAUAUCCUUUUUGUUUGUUAAGUUGGUGUUUUGGUGAGACUCUUAUAUUCUUCUAUCUUAUUACAGUUAUGAAGAAAUAUAUUGUUGAAGCUGGAUUUUCUAACAGGAGAUUCAUAUUUAGAACAUUAUUUAAUAUUUGUAAAGAGCCUAAGAGAGCUACAAGCUUUUACAUUUCAUUUAUGUUGUUAAAGAAGGUAGUUUCGCAUCAUUGAAGCAUAAUAAAGUAUGUUCAUCAACCCCUAAGAAGCCUCGUGCGCCUCCUCCGUCACUGUCAGGGUUCCCCGUGUGAUGAAUGAAUGCAGUAAUUAUAUGUGUGUGUAUAUAUGUUCCCACUGUCAGUCUUCUGUUAACUCUGCUUUAUUUCUCGAAUCCAAUAAAUCAACAUUAAACUGUCCUACUGACAGCAACAACCUGACUUUGGAGGUUUU